AUCUAAGGUAAUUUUUAUUUUCAAUCUGGCAACAUUGCGUUAAAACUGAUCGUGUCAUCUGUAUCUGGUGUGUGAGCACAUGUCCGUGUAUUCUUGUGAAAAUAAAGUUUAAACUUCUGAGAAUUUUACUUGCUGUCUUUUGUAAACGAUGACCGCUAAAAGAAGAAACAACGGUCGUAGCAAGCAUGGUCGUGGACAUGUAAAACCUGUCCGAUGUACUAACUGUGCUCGUUGUGUACCCAAAGACAAAGCCAUCAAGAAAUUCGUUAUUCGAAACAUUGUGGAGGCCGCUGCUGUGAGAGAUGUAACUGACGCCAGUGUUUAUGAGACUUAUGCUUUGCCCAAGUUGUAUGCAAAACUUCAUUAUUGUGUGUCGUGUGCAAUCCACUCUAAAAUUGUAAGAAAUCGUUCUAAAGAAGGUCGUAAAGAUAGAGCUCCUCCUCCAAGGUUCCAAAGACCAAUAGCAGAUUCAGGACCUCGAGGAAAUGCUCCACGUGUGGUGCCACCAAAAUAAUGUAAUUUUUAUUAAGUAAUAAAAAAAAAUUCAAAGUGUGA
Stegodyphus dumicola is the source of this 555-nucleotide messenger RNA. RefSeq names its product ribosomal protein S26 (gene RpS26). Gene Ontology annotation, biological process: translation. Gene Ontology annotation, cellular component: ribosome; cytosolic small ribosomal subunit. NCBI's taxonomy places the organism in Eukaryota, Metazoa, Arthropoda, Arachnida, Araneae, Eresidae. Gene Ontology annotation, molecular function: mRNA binding; structural constituent of ribosome. The record is from RefSeq and is a predicted model, not a curated record.